Molecule: messenger RNA, 7472 nt
Organism: Zerene cesonia (dogface butterfly)
Lineage: Eukaryota; Metazoa; Arthropoda; Insecta; Lepidoptera; Pieridae
Product: otoferlin-like
Exons: 26
Coding region: 169-6393 (2074 amino acids)
Biological process (GO): plasma membrane organization
Cellular component (GO): membrane
Source: RefSeq, a predicted model, not a curated record
GAGAAAGGUCACCCUGAUCCUAGUCACGUAAAAGUUGUAGGUAUAGAUUUAAAUAUGCGCGGCGGAACGCGCCAUCGCGAUGUCCGCCGUGGACAGUUUUGAAGUUGUUGUAUUUUGUUUCAUCGUUGCUUAAUAAAUCGCGUUGUCGCAUGAAGUAAAUUUGCAAUCAUGUCGCUCACCGUUUAUUUAAAGCGUUUUAAAUUAAUAAAAUCCAAAGUAGAAAGAAUCGUUACCUUGGAGUUCAGAGGUAAUCGAAAGACUUCAUCAUCAAUAUUGGACCCAGAGGAACUGAUUACUGUUAAUCAGACUUUCGUAUGGCACCUCACCACGGCAGUAGACAAAGGCGAAUUGCUGACUAUCACCUUGCUGGAGAAGCAGCGCUUUACUGCUCCCCGGGUGGUCGGGAAGUAUCGCCUGGGCCUGCACAUGGUGGUCGUGGAUGGCAUGAUACCCAUAACUGAUUCGCUGGUGGACGAUGACAACCAUGGUGUCCCGGCAUACAUUGAAAUGGACGUAUUCUACGAACCUCCAGUGACUCGAGUGGUGGAAAUCGAGGAUGGCGCCCAUUGCCUACCCGAGGUUCCUGCCAGAACGCGGCAGGUCACUCCAGCUGUGCACGCCAAGUCUCGCAGCUCUGGACGCCAGCUCAGCCAGCCAGGACCCUCCCGACAGCUCACAUUAGAGCCGGUUCCUAGCCAGUCUCACGUCACUAUCGAUAUAGACGACAACACAGGACUUGAUGACUUGCAGCGCAACAUUUCUAACCUAGAGCGCUCGCUCCAAAAUAAUGACACAAUUAUUGAUGUGGAUUCUGAGGACGAGUCUCGGACAAGGAAAAUCAAAUCAGUUGGAAAACGGUUCCUUCGUCGAGGAUUAUCAGUUGGGACUGAACGUAACACUAAGCGUUCGUCAACGUUUAAAACGGUGAAAAGCUUCAUUCGACUGGGUAAAAAUCGUCUUCAAGACAGCAGUGGCGAUGAAGAACAAGGUCUCCUGGAUCUGCCAGGGCCUUCUACUGAGCCCGACGGUCUUUACAGCCAGACUUCUAUGUCAUCUGAAGAUUUGUUGGUAGACCUUCAAUCCCCAGAAGUGGAAACUCCGAAGACAAAAAAGAUGCGAGUUGCUUUGGACAUGGCGGGUCCUUCAGCUCUAAAAGCCGCAGAUUUCCAAAUUUGCAUCACCGUUAUCGAAGCUCGUCAGCUCGCAGGGUUGAAUAUGGACCCCGUAGUAUGCGUACAUGUUGGAGACCAACGAAAAUAUACUAGCGUGAAGGAAAGCACUAAUUGUCCCUACUACAACGAAUAUUUCGUGUUCGACUUCCACAUGCCGCCAAUCAUGCUGUUUGACAAGAUAAUCACACUAUCGGUUCUACAUUCUCGGAACUUUCUUCGUGCAAACAAGCUCUUGGGCAACUUCAAAUUAGACGUCGCCACGGUUUGGAACCAGCCAGAUCGCCAGUUCUACCACAAAUGGGCACUUCUCACGGACCCGGACGAUAUAACGGCCGGCCCAAAGGGCUACUUAAAAUGCGACAUAAGUGUUAUCGGCAAAGGUGAUCAAGUAAAGGUUCCACCCAAGAGUGAGAAAGAUGAAGAUGAUAUAGAAGCAAACUUGCUACUCCCCGACGGGGUUCCAAUCGAGCGGCAAAGAGCUCGAUUCAUUAUCAAAAUAUACAAAGCAGAUGGUCUGCCGAAAAUGGAUUCUUCGCUUCUCGCUAACAUAAAAAGCGCCUUUACCGGUGAAAGCCAAGAUAUAAUAGAUCCUUAUGUUCAAGUUUGCUUUGCAGGGAUGACGGGUAAAACAACAGUUCAAAAGAAUUGUUGUACACCAGUUUGGAAUGAACAAAUAGUGUUCACUGAAAUGUUCCCACCUUUGUGCCAGCGUCUCAAGAUACAGUUGAGGGACAAUGUGCCCAUACACCCGAGCAUUAUUGCUACACAUUUCAUUGAUUUAAAAACAAUCUCACAUGACGGCGAAAGAGGAUUCUUGCCAACUUUUGGCCCUGCUUAUAUUUACUUAUAUGGUUCUACUCGCGACUGUGGUCUAUUGGACCAAUCAUCCAAUUUGAAUAAGGGUAUGGGUGAGGGUGUGUCAUACAGAGCAAGGAUACUAAUUUCAAUACGAACGGAGAUAAUAGAUAACUUUGAAAGCCCAUCCUCGGAAGUGGAGGUGGAACCAAUAAUGCCAAUAAAUGAAUUGUCAUUCGAGAAAAAUGAAGAAUUUUUCUUAUUCGGAAGCAUUUUCGACGCUAAUAUGAUAGACAAAGGUAUUUCGGACAAACCUAUUCAUUUCGAAUUAAGCAUUGGCAACGCCGGAAAUUCUUUGGAUGGUCCUCAUGCAUCUAUGAGGAGACCGCAAGAUUUAGCGGUAGAAUCUUUGGAUGAUUUGAAUGCUGACACGGGCUAUUGGCAGAGUACCACUCCAGAUGUAAAGCCGCAGACAAGUGACAGAUACUACUACUUUCUGCCAUAUUGGGAUACUAAACAAUGUAUGCACGUUCGUAGCAUUUGGCCCGAUCACCGUCGCCGUAUGUAUAACUCGAACAUGCUUAACUACAUAAUUGACCUAUUGGAAGAUGGUAUCACCGACGCAGAAAUGUCUUUGAAAACGAAUGGUAGCCUCGACAAUACAUCCUUAGCAGCUUUAAAGUCAGUUAUGGAAACAGUUACUAUUCACUGCGCGAAAUAUAUUGAAUACAUGAAUAACGCUCCUCCUAUUGGGAACACUAAGCUCGACCGGGAAAGGCAAAAAUUGUGUAUAUAUGAAAUUGAACAACUCGCUAAUUUAGCUCGCACGCUCAAAGCUGUUAUUACAAGACAUUCAGUUAAAGACCGUCUAAGAACAGCCUUUUCCUACCUAAAUCGAUUGCGAUAUUUGUGUGAGGACUCGCAACAUGCGAUGCCAGAUAUAUUUAUUUGGAUGAUAAGUAACGGUAAACGUUUGGCUUACCAACGUAUCCCAGCAAGAGACAUAAUUUAUUCAGAUAGGCCCGAUGAAGUGGGCCGGCUUUGUGGAAAGAUGCAGACAUUGUUUCUUAAGUGGCCUGGGAAGAAAGCAUCAGCGCCGAGUGGUUGGACUGUUCCUGCUAAAAUAGAAGUGUAUCUUUGGCUUGGACUUUUGCAAGACAAGAAACAUUUUCUAGAUGGUUUGCCGGGGGGAUAUUCACUUAGCACUGAAUUAAAAAAUGCAGACAGGCCGCGCGCUAAUCCUCCAUCGAAUAUAUUUUACACCGAGAGACACAAAUUUCAAAUGCGAGCGUACAUCUACCAAGCAAGAUCAUUGAUAGGAUCUGAUGCUUCAGGUUUAUCUGAUCCAUUCGCUAGAGUUGUUAUCGGAGAUUGCUCUGCUACCACCCAAGUAAUUGACGAGACUUUAAGCCCAACAUGGGAUGAAUUACUACUAUUUGAUGACGUAUUGUUGUAUAGCACCAUCGAUCAAAUAAAAAAAUAUCCACCAACUAUAGCAAUUGAAAUAUUUGAUCAAGAUAAAGUUGGAAAAUCAGAGUUCAUUGGGCGAGCUUUGGCACGACCACAUAUUAAAUCUUUGUCGGAAAAAUAUGAAAAACCAGAAUUCCCACCUCGGCUAGAGUGGCACACAAUACUUCGAGGCGGUGAUGCUGCGGGGGAGCUCUUGGCUACCUUUGAACUUUUGGAGGUACCAUUAAAACAAGGUGCUCCUGAAUUGCCUGAUCUUCCUGAUCCUAGAGAACCAAAUGGAAAACCACCAAUUGACGCCAAUAAAGGCCCAAUCCUUCCCGUACCAGUAGGAAUACGCCCGACUCUAUCGAAAUAUCGUAUAGAAAUUUUGUUUUGGGGUUUACGCAACUUAAAACGCGUUCAUCUGUUAUCUGUCGAUAAACCUAGAGUUGAUAUAGAAUGUGCUGGGCAUUUAAUAUACUCGUCUAUAAUACAAAAUACCAAACGCAAUCCUAAUUUCACAAGUCCAGUAAAAUUCAUUGAUGUUGAGCUACCAGACCAGGAUUUAUACCGGCCUCCCUUGACAAUACGUGUUUUAGAUUGCCGCAGCUUUGGACGAGUUACUCUAGUUGGGACACAUACUAUUAAUUCGAUUCAUAAAUAUAUGUACACCCCUAUAAGUAAACGUGAAAAAGAACUCGAGGACCGUAAAAAAUCGUUAAUUCAAUUACAAAAUGUGGACUUGCAUGCAAAUCGUAUAGUUCAAGAUGAUAUUAUUAUGACUACCGACGAGAGAGAGAGUUGUCCUCUGCUUAUACAUGAUUUUCAAGGAACUGCUUCUUAUGGAUCAGGUGCUACUUCCCCUAUGCGUAAAAAGACGCCAGGCUAUGCAAAACGUGAUAUUAGUAGGAGGAGAAAACCAAGCUCCGAAUCAUCAGCUGAAGAGGACGACACAAGCAAAGAUUGGUGGACAAAGUAUUUUGCCUCUGUGGAGAAAAUGAUAGAGGAAGAAAAAGAACACAAGAAAGAGAGGCAAGGUUUACUACAGCCCUGCCAAUUGAAUUAUGUUGACGAAACACAGUCUCCUCGAGAUGAAGCCCACUCACCGCGCUCCGAACGCAACAGACGUCGUCGCACUGCAUCGCCUAAACCCAAAUUAAGUCCAUCAAUAACCAACAAUUAUGAAAUACCUAACAGCACGUUGGCUAAAAUAUAUCCUCAUGAGCUUGAGGCCGUACCAGAGUAUGAAGAAUUUAAAGAUUGGCUACACUCAUUUGACUUGUACCGCGGUAAAAAAACGGGUGAUGAAGCCGAAGAUGAAAGUAGGGUCGUCGGAACAUUUAAGGGAGCAUUGAAAGUUUACAAAUGGCCACUGUCUAAAGAAGCUGAAGACAACACAUUAAUGGGAUUUGAUCCUAAUUAUGGUUUCUUUCAAAGCGUUCCCAGUAAUGAACCAAUACAUGUUCUUAUAAGAGUAUACAUUGUAAAGGCUACAGAUUUACACCCUAUGGAUUUUAAUGGAAAAGCUGACCCGUACAUAGUACUUCAUCUUGGAUCUCGUAAAUUCAGUGACAAGGAGCACUAUCAAUCCAAACAACUUAAUCCAGUAUUUGGUAGAUGUUUCGAAACAGAAGCUACUUUUCCUCAUGAUUCUAUGCUCACAAUACAAAUUCUUGAUUGGGACUUAUUGGGAAAAGACGAUUUAAUUGGUGAGACAAAAAUUGAUCUGGAAAAUAGAUUUUAUAGCCGUCACCGUGCAACGUGCGGUUUACCGGUGAAAUAUGAUGAAGAGGGAUUUAAUCGUUGGCGCGAUGCAAUGAAGCCUACUCAAAUUUUGGCUAAACUAUGCAAGGAUAUCAAAAUAGACCCGCCAGUAUAUGAAUAUGGUCGAGUUAGAAUCGGACGUACCAUUUUCAACAUGUCCAUGGAUGAUCCGGAAUUAUUCUCUAAUCCAGACACAAUUCAAGAGCAGAUGGCAUUGAAUGUCCUCCGACGUUGGCACGAGAUCCCUCGUCUUGGGACACAUCUUGUCAUUGAACAUGUAGAAACUCGACCCCUUUAUAAUCCCAAUAAGCCAGGAAUCGAACAAGGCCGCUUAGAGAUGUGGGUAGAUAUGUUCCCGAUGGACAUGCCACUACCUGGACAACCUGUAAAUAUAUCUCCAAGGAAACCAAAAUCUUAUGAAAUGAGAGUCAUUAUUUGGAACACUGACGACGUUGUCCUUGAAGAUGAUGCUUUCUUUACCGGCGAAAAGAUGUCUGACAUCUACGUGAAAGGGUGGCUCAAAGGUCCUGAUGAUUGUCAGAGCACUGAUAUUCAUUACCGCUCACUAACUGGCGAAGGAAAUUUCAACUGGCGUUUCAUAUAUCCUUUCGACUACUUGGAGGCUGAAGAGCGCAUAGUGAUAACCCGCAAAGAAUCAGUAUUUUCAUGGGAUGAAACUGAAUGCAAAAUUCCAGCUCGACUUGAGCUGCAAGUUUGGGACGCUGAUCACUUUUCUGCUGAUGAUUUCUUGGGGGCUUUGACUCUGGAUCUAAACCGAUUUCCACGCGGUGCAAAGUCUUCCAAACUAUGCACCUUGGACAUGCUACGAAAUGACGGUUCUGUUCCAAUGGUAAACAUUUUCAAACAAAAACGAAUUAAAGGCUGGUGGCCUUUCUACACUAAGCGUGACAAUGAAGAAAUGGAACUUACUGGAAAAGUGGAAGCUGAAAUUCAUCUUCUUACUCGUGAAGAAGCCGAAAAAGUACCAGCUGGGUUGGGACGCAGUGAACCGGACCCCUUAGACAAACCAAAUCGACCAGACGCAUCCUUCAUGUGGUUUUUGAAUCCACUGAAGUCACUACGCUACAUAUUGUGGCACAACUACAAGUGGACCAUCGUCAAAGCCUGCUUUGUAGUCGGAGUAGCAACCAUGAUUCUUUUACUCGUUUAUGCUGUUCCCGGCUACACUGUCAAGAAAUUCCUCGGUGCUUAAACGAAUGAUUUGAUUCGUAAACAUAACAUCAAUUUAAGAACUUACGAAAAUUGAAACAUAGAUGUUUAUUUGUAAUGGAUAUAAGAGCCUUCCUUCGCUACAGAGCCACAAUAUGACUAGACAAUUUGAAAGCAAAUUUGGAGCUAAUUCUCAAUUUAUAAUAGCUAAAUUUUAUUUUUAUUUGGGAUCAUUAUUCUAAAACAUGAAGUGAGUAAGAUCGAAUGUCACUAACUUCCCGGAUUAAAGUUGACAAAUUAAUUUUCGCCACCGCUCAUCCCGUGUAGUUAUUUUUCAAAUCUUUACAUUUAUUUUCCGUAUCCAGGUCGAAACAAAUACAAAAAACUAAAAACCAUUAAAAACAGUUUAGCCCUUCUUUAUUUAUGAGUAUUAUAACCAUGAACAAGAUUUGUUUCAAAUAAUUACAUGUAGAUUAUUUUAAAGGUAGAUCGUUUAUUUACUUACUUUUUCGGGUACCAAGACCAAGGGAACAAACCGGACUCUAUUCCGCUGAUUUUUCUGUGUAUCUAUGUCCAUAUAUCUUACGCUCUAUCUGUCUUAUCUGUCUUCUUUGUCUGUAUGUCUGUCUGUCUGUUUGCCUGUCCGCCUGUCCAUCUGUCAGCGAACUGUAUCUCAUGUACCUAAACCUAAUAACUAGGCAAUUGAAAUUGUCACGAAUAAUAUUUGCCGCUGCAACAACAAAACUAAGUAUAAAAUGAAAUAAACAUUUAAGGGGGGGCCUAUAUAAUUUGUUCUUUGUAUAAUUUGCGAUAUCAACUUUUUUCUUUGUAAGAAUAUUGGCAACUUCAUUCUACAAUUUCGUACUUACAUAUUUAGUUAGUAAGCAGAUAAGGGAAAUUCGAUCUUAUUUCAUAUUUCACAUUAUACUCACUUCACAUUAUUAUUUCACAUUAUAUUCGCUUUCUACCCGGUUGAAUAGUAUAUUCAACACGUCCUAAAAAUCAUAAUUUUUGAGAAAGCUCCUAAAAUUUGAUUUGGAAUCGUCUAAUUUAUGCCUUCUAUAGCUACAUAACAUACAUUAACACAUAAAAAAUUAAACAGAUAUUAAUAGAAAAAAAAAU